This is a messenger RNA of Mya arenaria, 2810 nucleotides long. RefSeq names its product glycine receptor subunit alpha-2-like. Bases 483 to 1763 code for a protein of 426 amino acids. The transcript has 11 exons. The record is from RefSeq and is a predicted model, not a curated record. Gene Ontology annotation, biological process: chloride transmembrane transport; chemical synaptic transmission; signal transduction. Gene Ontology annotation, molecular function: extracellular ligand-gated monoatomic ion channel activity; neurotransmitter receptor activity; chloride channel activity. Gene Ontology annotation, cellular component: synapse; membrane; neuron projection. NCBI's taxonomy places the organism in Eukaryota, Metazoa, Mollusca, Bivalvia, Myida, Myidae.
UUUCACUUGAAUAUUGAUUUGCAUUGAUGCAAUCGAAAUAAUAUCUUUUAGCUAGUCAAAAUAGUUGUUCAAAAUAACACUAACUGUGUGUACAGUAUGUUUAUUAAAGGUUCAAUAUUGAUGUACAACAUUUGGUUGUAAGGCCCUGCUGUAAAUGUUACGAGAUGUUUCCAAUUUCUCGGUAUAUAACGCGUCUUGGAUACAGCUCGCACACUGCUUCCAGUAUGGAAUUGAUCCGCACAAAACAAUAUCGCACUCGCAGAGAUGUAACGCUGUACAUAUAAACAUCAUUUCAGCGAAAGUGUUAAAUAAUAUAUCAGUGAAAUUAAUUGGCAAUUACGUAUGUGUAGUCUUUGUUUUGAAAAUAAAAUAUUCGUUAAUACAUUCGCAUAGCCUUCAUGAAAUUUGCUGAAAUGAUUCUGCGAGAAGCCCGUUGAAAUGAACUCGUGUUUUUGCAAACGACAACAGUGACAGGUGACAGAAUGAUUUCAGGAUUAACAACGAGUUCCAUACUGCUGAUUGUUUCUGAGAUUUUGUUUAGUGCCUUUCAAAAUGCGGAAAGUUUAUCAAGGCAGGCGACGUUAAACUCCCUGCUGGGUCUGAAGGAAGUCGGAGCUUCCGGUACUCCUGCCGCCAGCCAGCCCAAGUAUGACUCCAGCAUUGCGCCAGACUUUGAACUAGAUGUUCCUACUGAAGUGUAUGUCCAAAUGCUGAUACAGAAUAUUUACUCCGUCUCCGUGACUUCCAUGGAGUACUCUAUGGACAUCUUCCUGCGUCAGAAAUGGGAGGACAGGCGGCUGGAGUACGGAAACACCUCCGAGCUGCCUUGGCUCGAACUGGACAACAAGAUUAUGGGCAGUGUCUGGGUUCCAGACACUUUCUUCCCGAACGAGAAGAAUGCGAGAGUGCACGACGUGACAGUGCCAAACAAGAUGAUGCAUCUUUACAAGAACGGCACCGUUGUUUAUAGCAUCAGGUUGUCUCUGACGCUGAGUUGUUCUAUGCAGUUACACAAAUACCCCAUGGAUGUCCAGAUCUGUCCUAUUUUCCUGGCUAGCUACGCAUACACAACAGAGAACGUUAUCUACCGAUGGGACGGGCCUCACCCUGUGCGCCUUAAUCACGUGGAAAUGCCACAGUUUGGCGCUGAAGUGGUUGAUAACGCCUUCAGAGAGUCAUGCCGAGAAAGCUAUGGUAAAGACCAGUUUGCGUGUAUACAGGGCUUCAUCCAGCUGAACCGAAAGGUUGGCUACUUCAUCGUCCAGGUGUUUGUGCCAUCUAGCCUGAUCGUGGUGCUCUCUUGGGUGUCUUUCUGGGUGGACCACGACGCCGUUCCCGCCCGCAUCUCACUUGGCGUCCUCACCGUUCUCACCAUGACAACCCAGAGUUCCGGCGCGCUCCAGUCGCUCCCGCAGGUUUCAUAUGUUAAGGCUAUAGACGUAUGGAUGUUUACGUGUCUGAUAUUUGUGUUUGUUGCGCUAAUUGAAUACUCGUACGUUAACGUGGUGGCACGUCGCGCACAUAAAGGACACUCGCGUGGACGAGACAGACCCAUAGAACUACAACCAUUGACAAAUGAACACACAGAUAACAAUACGGAAAAUAUUAAGCAGGGUGGUCCAGCCGGAAAGAGCGUCGGUAAUAAUGCGGCAAGGCGGGUUGACAAAAUCUCGCGGCUGCUUUUUCCGGGCGCAUUCGUUGUGUUUAACAUAGUUUUCUGGACCUACUACUCAUUUGCGCCACAUCCUGCUAGUAGCAAUUGAAGUCCGUUCUUGUUAUACAUACACCUAGUUGGAACGCUUCCUCGGCUAAUAAUCUCAAGCGCUUGAUUGGAUCUGAUGCGAUUGACUCAUGGAUCUUAACUACAAUUUUGGAUAAAAAAUGAUCAGACAGGAAUAAAAUUGGGAGUCUGUGUGUCCCUAUGAUACAUUUCCCUCACUUCUACAUGGAUAUCACCCAACGACAGUUUGAUAUGCGUUUUCGUGCUUGCAGCAAUAAGACAGAGUUUGUUUCAUGUAGAUACAUGUAUACUUCCGUUUGUUCCACAGGUUUGGAACUUGCUCAAUCAAAUGUCCUGAAUGUAUGCAUCUUUAUCGUAUGCCUAUUUUUAUUAUACUUAUAAUAAUAAUGUAAUAUUAUAUCAACUUUGUGAGUACACAUUUUUCUUACAGGUUGCAGUAUAUCACUCGUUGAGGCUUAUUCUAUUUGGAUUUCUUUUUUUCUUUUUAAUAUGUUUUAAAUUUAACCAUUUCCAUAUCACAGAGAAUAUCAUCUCUAUCCAUCCCACAAGCAAUAAUAUGUAUUUGCUUCAAAACCUUUUGCACGAGCAAUUUUAUAUCGUUGUUGAAAUUGAUGCAUAUUUUUUUAAAUGCCGGUAUUUAAUUUGCAUUACUUCAUACUUCAUUUUUAUUGGUGCACGUAUUUAAAUAUUAUUACCAUGCUGUUUAACAGUCAGUUACUGUCAUCGUCGCACUUGUCACGAUGGAUUUAUCUAUUUAUCAUUUAUUAUAACAACACCUAAAAUGAUCUAUUCUUCAGUCUCCGAAACACUAAAGUAGUUUAAAUGUCUUUCUGCGCAUCCGCAGAGAAAAAAUGAUAAAACUUGACGUUUUUUGGCGGGAAAUAUCCAAACUUUUGCGGCUAUUUUUGAUAACUUUUGUUCAUGUGGCGGGUUUUCAUAAAAAAUAAAAAUUGAACUAUUGCGUAAGACUUUUACCAGUUUCAGUCUACGUGUUUUCACAAUUUAGUAAUAUUUAUUGCGCAAUGUUUGUUGUUGUUUUUGAAGUCGUAGUAAAUGAACGCUUUGGUGA